Colossoma macropomum (tambaqui) is the source of this 5119-nucleotide messenger RNA. RefSeq names its product zinc finger DHHC-type palmitoyltransferase 7 (gene zdhhc7). Gene Ontology annotation, molecular function: protein-cysteine S-palmitoyltransferase activity. Gene Ontology annotation, biological process: protein targeting to membrane; peptidyl-L-cysteine S-palmitoylation. Gene Ontology annotation, cellular component: Golgi apparatus; endoplasmic reticulum. The transcript has 8 exons. The coding region runs from base 713 to 1615 and encodes 300 amino acids. The record is from RefSeq and is a predicted model, not a curated record. Lineage: Eukaryota; Metazoa; Chordata; Actinopteri; Characiformes; Serrasalmidae.
UCAUUACAUUUUUUUCAAUUGCUGAAUAGGCGUAUGGUUUUAGUCUAAGCAGAUCUCUCAAGAGAACCACAAGUCCUGAUUUAAUUUGCAAAACUAAACAUUUGCCUUGAAAAUGCUCAAACACACCUCACGUUUGGUUCAAAAGCAACAUGAGGACUGCUGCAAAACUCCCAUGUUGAUCUAAAGAGUGUUUAAUUGGGGUUUCCGACACAAUAUUCAGGUAUUCAUGAAAAGCAGUGCUGUAAGUUUAGAAAACAUUUCAUCUAAAAAACAAUGAAUGAGGGUAGUGUGGAAAUUGAGAAAUAGUUGUUACUGUGGACAAACAGCUCGAAAGGCCUGAAAAGACUGGGUUUUAAAAACCUCCCACAUUAAGAAGCGGCUCUGUAAAAGGCCAGUGGAGGGCAGAAACACGCUGUUCAUCCUUCAUCCAGCUGUAGAAAGAAGAAGACGGAGCGGGAAGCGGAGUCCGGAAGCCUGUGUGACCUGAUCUACACUGCUCGGUUUAAAAUAUCUGCUGAAGUUGGGACUUUUCGGGCUGGUUGUAAUGAACUCAGACGCCCAUAUUUUACUGCCACUGACCUAAAACUUGGGAAACAACCGGGCGACAAAUUAAUUUCGGUUUAACGCUGUGGAUGUUGCCGAGGCAGUGCUGCCCAGGUCAGCGGGGUGGACGGCAUGUCAGCGUGAGGGACAGUCAGUGAGUUAGACAAGAAUGCAGUCUUCUGGGCACCGGCUACGGGAUGUGGAGCAGCAUCAUCCCUUGCUGGGCAGCGGGGAGGAGGAGGUGGCAGUGGGCCGUAUCUGGUUCAUUCAGGAUGGCUGUGGCAUGGUGUGCGCCUUCAUGACCUGGUUUCUGGUGUUGUACGCAGAAUUUGUGGUGAAUUUUGUCAUGCUUCUUCCCUCUAAAAGCUUCUGGUACUCUCUAAUCAACGGGGUGGCGUUUAACUUUCUGGCUGUGCUGGCACUGGCAUCGCACCUACGCACCAUGCUGACAGAUCCGGGUGCUGUUCCUAAGGGUAAUGCCACUAAGGAGUACAUGGACAGCUUACAGCUGAAACCUGGGGAAGUCAUCUACAAGUGCCCCAAAUGCUGCAGCAUCAAGCCAGAGAGAGCCCAUCACUGCAGUAUCUGCAAGAGAUGUAUCAGGAAAAUGGAUCAUCACUGUCCCUGGGUGAACAACUGUGUGGGAGAAAACAAUCAGCGAUUCUUUGUCCUUUUCACUAUGUACAUAGCCUCAAUUUCCUUGCAUGCCCUCUGCCUCAGUGGUUUCCAUUUCUUCACCUGUGUCAAAGUACAGUGGAGCGAGUGCAGUGAUUUCUCCCCUCCUGUGGCUGUCAUGCUUCUUAUUUUCCUUUGCCUGGAGGCUCUCCUUUUCCUUACGUUCACUGCUGUCAUGUUCGGCACGCAAAUUCACUCCAUCUGUAAUGAUGAAACGGAAAUCGAGAGAUUGAAGAAUGAGAAGCCAACAUGGGAGCGGCGAGUACGCUGGGAGGGAAUGAAGGUAGUAUUUGGAGGUCCUCCCUCUCUUCUGUGGUUCAACCCGUUUGCUGGACUGCGCCUCCGGCGCCUGCUGAUGGUCCACACUCGUAAGGGUGGCUCUGAGUUCUCCGUCUGAAAAGGAAAUCUUCUUUUUCCCAGCAUGUCAGUGUGCCAUCAUGCCUGUAACCCCACGCACUGAGGACAAGGCACAUCUCUCCUAAUGGCAAUGCAGGUAGGGGAACACAAUGAAGAGAAUGUGCAAUAGACUUAGAGUGGCCCCAGUGAAGGUGAGGGGCCAGGACAGUAAAGACUCCCUAAUAGACCACUGGACCUCAACAGAAGGAUCAUUUUUACCUUUGCUUAUGUUGGCUGUGCCUGACCUGUCUCCAUGAACAUUCGAACAGAUUUUUUGUUUGUUUUUAAGGGACUGUUUUCCUGUGUAUUAUUGUGAAGAAACUGACUCAAUGCUUUAAAAAGUUACAGAAAACAUCAAGAAGUAUAAGGGUAUUUGUGUCAAAGUAGUCAUGUCCUUUCCAAUGAAUGAAUCUUAGUCAGUCAAAGAAAAAUAUCAUGGACCAAAUUGGAAUUUGAACAUAAUGUCUUAUUCGCCAAGAAAGUUUUCAAACAUCCUUAUGCAUUAAGUGCUUGUUAUUAGACUGCAAUAAAAUGCUAGUUAUCCUGUCUUAGGUUUAGAAUAAUCAAAACUUAAAUCAGGUACAAAUGACAUUAUUUUAGCUCCUUACAUUGUAGAGACAAUACUACAUUAUUAGCGUUGUUUACACAAUCUUUAAAUCGUGUAACUGGCACUGAAUUCUUAGACUGAGUAUUUAGACUGCUGAACUAUCUCCAGGAUCACAAAUCAUUUUUAGGGUAUAUAAAAUUUAAGCAUGACUUACUCCGUUUUGCACACUUGAAUUCAGCCAUCAUAGCAGUGCGCUCAGUCAGUCCCAGCUGUUGCUUCAUCUAACUGCACUCAUCCAGGCAUUUCUGUUUAACAUGUAAGGUUGAAACUUGCUAAGCCUCAUAAUAACUUACAUGGUCUUCUUCAUUGCUCCUUGUGUCAUUUUCAGCAGCACACAGACGGUACGAGUCCUUGAUUAAGGAAUGACCUGCUGUUAUCAGUUCUGUGGCUGCUCCUCACUCUGUGUUUUUCACUGUAUUUUUCACUUCUCUGUAAGAUGAGAGCUUUUACCUCAACAGUUGAUAGAUUUUUUUUUAAUGACUAUUCUUCAAAAAUAAUUAUUGCAAAUGAACCGUGUUUUAUGAACUAAAUGGUUUUAUGCAGUAGGUCUAGAGCAAUUUUGAUUAGUAUUGAAUUUGGCAUAGAUCUUGGACUGACUGGGCUAACUUCAUAUCAGUAACAAAAAACUUUUAGUAUAUUAGAAAUGAAACUUAAGGGCAUGGGUUCAUACUGUCACAGUCCUAAGUAAACCUACACAAGGUGUAGGUUUAAAGGUGAAUUUCUGCACAAUUCAAUCAGAGAUGUAAACAAACUCAUUCAGAGUGUUUUGAAUGUGAAAUGGUGAAGACACCUGUAGGGAGACUUAACGACUGAACAAGAGAAAUUCAACGACUUGUGUUUGCAGUGGUGGUGAUAGGAACCAGUAGUUGUAAUGUAUGGUGCCAUUUUUUUGCUAUUCCAAAAGACCCUAGAUGUGUCUUCUGAGUGUUUUGCCUUACAAGUCUCUGUCUGUACCUCUUUGCCACAAAUGGAUUAAAAAUGUUUUAGGCUAAAACCUCUAAAAACUAAUGCAAAACUGUCUCAGGAAACAUUUACAACCAUUUAAUAAUGUAAAUAAUAACAUGUAGUAAAAUAAUAUUAAUUAAAUGGACACAUGGAAUGCACUAGCACAUUUUCAGUACUUUCUGUUAGCAAAAAUUGCAAUAUAAAUGACAUUGUUCUUCAGUGGGAUUUUAAAUGUGUAAUAAAAAAAAGUUGACUAAUAAAAUGCUACACCAAAAGUAAAAGGCAACUGGCUGUGUAGCACAAUGAGUCAUGCUUUAUGUUUUGACAUUGUGGUAUAAGUGUAACGGCAGCGUGACUGCACUUACCCAACUCACGUUAUUUAUGUCAUUUAAUUCUAACAAAUUGCCAAAAUAAAAAUAAUGAAUUCAGAUUGUGCAUCCCAAUGUCAGAUGUUUAGUUCCUAUCACCAUUUUGAACAAUUGUGACUUGGCAAGUUUCAAGAACAGCACAUUUCACAUCAAAGGACUUUGUUUACUUUGUUUACAUCUUAACGAUUUAAGCGUACAGAAAUGUAGAAAAUCGAUGGAAUUGCCGUUAUUACAUUUUCAUUAUACAAAAUACAGAAUAUGAAACAGAUCCAAGGAUCACCAGUUGCCCUAUUUGCACCAACACAGCUGAAUCUUUCCAGGAUUUUGCCCUCUUUAGUGUCAUGACAGUUGACAGUAUUGGUUCUUAUGGGUUCUAUACGUGCCAUUUGACGUUUUCAGCAACUUGCUAGUCCUGUUGUGAUGGUUUCUUAACAGUUUAUUUCCAAUCCCAGUUCUAGAGAAACUCUUCCCUGCUCUAACACACAUGAUUCUGCCCGCUGGCUAUUUCAUGAGCUGUGAGAUGAGAUGUGUUGAGCAUUGAAAUAAGAAACUGGAAAUACUCCCUGAGUGGAAUUGAGAAGUAAUGCUCUCUAGGCGAUGAUUGUUGGCUUUUCUUAUUGAUCACCCAUUUUAAGCCCUUAACCCAUUCUAUCUGACAUCUCUGUUUUGGACGGUUUGUAUAUCUUUUGUGGAAAGAGAAAAAGUGGACAAAUCCAGUCAACCAGAAUGUAGUCUACCCUAAUUUAAAAUAGAAUUUGUGGAAUAUGACUUGGCAGUUCAUAUUUUUUUAUUGUUUACCUGACACAAUGUUUUUAAGUAAAACCUGAUGAUUAAUCUAAUUCUGUAAUGCAGGAUGUACACCAUGCUGUUGGGGGGAGGGAACAGAGCUCACUACACAUCUGCAAUCCUUGAUUGGGUUAUACUGGUUGAAAUUCUUUGGGGGAAUCUUGCCUUUUUAUUAGCAUGUAUGUCACUAAGAAUGUAUAUUGUGCUUUUUAUAUCUUACUUUAAGUAUUUAGGAAGAAGAGGGAACAUUUUAUUGACACUAAAUAUAUGUGCUACAAUGCUUUCCUCACUACAAAAAGAGUACUGCCUAAUAUAACUGCAUUGAUUCCUUGAACAUAUGGCUUGGCCAUCAUUGCCCAGCAUUGCUGUGUGAACUCUCUGUGUGAGAGUCAGGUUCCUGUGCUGCAGAAGUGUGUAUUAAGUGUAUUAAUCUUCAGUAUACAAGAGAAAAGCAAGGGAAAUGCUUUUUGCACAUGAACUUCCUGCAUAAAAGGGUUGAUUGUAGAAGCAAAGAGUAGAAUAUCAAAGCUUUAUAAACUUGUAGGUCAGAUGAUCAAGUUUAAAAAAACCCCAUGCCAAGUGUGAUAACUGUGGUCAGGAUUAUGUCUAGAAGUAUAAUACAAUCACAGAGAAGGUUGAUAGCAUUAUUCUUUACAACUGGAAAGCAAACACAGAUUACAUUAUAUACAGUGUGAAUGAUUACAGAUUUAUCAAGAACUUUUCAAAUGUGUCAUAAAAUAAUUGUUCUUUCAUAUGUAAAGCUCUUUUGCAUAAUAAAGUUGUUAGGUUCAGAACUGUU